UCUCAGAGCCAGAGGGAGCAGUCACCUUUUUCUCUCAGCUACCUUGCUUAUGAGCUAUAGGCCCUCCUGUGAAGUUCUCACUGAACCAUCUGAAGGAAGAUGAAGGCUGUGAAGAAGAAGAAAGAAUGUCUUAAUAUAAUUGAUGUGAUAAAUGAAGUACCACAGAUAAGCAAUUUAGUGCAAGUAAUAAACCAACUCAAAAGGAUAAUGAAGAAAUUGGUUCUACUGAAAAUGUUCAAGAGCCAGAACCGCAGAAUUAAGUGGCUUUGUGAAUUAGCCCACAAAUACCUGAAAAUGCUAGUGCUUGAGAAGCCAUUGAGGAGCUCAACUUCCAUUUCUGGGAUGAGCAUCACCUCUGAAGAUAAUCUGAGUCCUAAUGCUAAUGUGGUCAUUGAGCCUGCCAUGGAUGUUGCUAAGCGGUCUAUUGACAAAGAAGUGGAAGAUGGUUGUUUUCCUGAGACGUCCUUAAAGGCUUCGACCUCAGAACAUUAUGAGGCACUCUCCUUGAAAGGCUUGCCUCAACGGUUCCAUAUGCCAGCACCCAGAGUGCUCUGUAGACCUUCAGCUCUGAGGUGGACCAAGCCCUGCUGCACCAGAUCAUGUAAUGAGACCCUGGAACAUAUCACCACCAUCAAUUAUUCAGAAUGUCAGAAGUCAUAUUCUAAACUGGAUUGACCGGACUGACAGCUCAUUUCAGAUGCUCUGAAGAUACUGUAGUAAGAAGAACCCUGAAGAGAUAGAUCUAUUAAGUGCCCUAUUAACUCAUAUUCCUGCAAUAAACGGGUUAUUGAUCAUCCUUCAAAUACAAAACUUGUCUGCAGUUUGCAAUAAACUGUGCAUGCUUAUUCAGGCCAAGGAAUGGGAAUAAGGUCAACGAUUAUGGGAUUUGUAGUCUGGGGGGGUUCCUUAGGUUUUGCCUAUCUUGACCAAUAAUACUGUUGAUACCCUUUCUAUCGCACCAUAACUAAAAGAGACCUGGCACCACAGCUAAACUUUUCCAUUCAGUCCACAACAACUUCAUCUCCCCAGCCUCUAUCCCAGCAUAUGGGGGAAAAUAGCAAUAGCAUUUAUACACUGCCCCAUAGCACUUUACAGCACUCUCUGGGUGGUUUACAAUCUCAGCAUUAUUUAGAUAUUGCCCCAACAAACUGGGUCCUCAUUUUACCAACCUCAGAAGGAUGGAAAGCUGAAUCAACCUUGAGCCCCGUCAGGAUUGAACUCCAGGUUGUGGGCAGCGUUUGCCUGAAAUACUGCGCUCUAACCACUGCCCCACCAGGGCUCCUCAAAAUAGAGGUUGGGUCUUGAGUGCCUUUUGGAAGAUUAAAAGUGUGGGAGCCAAGUCCUUGCUCAGGACUGAUUUAACUAUACUUUCUCCCAGUGUCCAAAUUGUUAUAAAUGUUCCUGUUCUUUCUGAAGAACAGAUUGCAGUAUAUGGCUAUGUAUUGUCUGAACUCGGUAUUAGGAUUACAAAUGUUUCAUGACCAUAUUAAGCAACAUAAUUUAUGUAGGAAAUAUGGAGAAAAAGUAUGUCAGCUGGUGGGGCAAAGCUGCAGCCCCAUUUAAAAAACGGUCAGUCCUGGACACCACAAUUUAAAAGAGACAGUGACAAAUUGGAGUAAGUUAGGAGAAGGGCUACUUAGAAGAUAAGAUGUCUGAAAACUAAGCUCUAUGUGUGACAGUUAAAAAAUUAUGAUAUAGCAAUAGCACUUAGACUUAUAUACCUCUUCAUAGUUCUUUACAGCCUUCUCUAGGUGGUUUACAGUCAGCAUUUUGCCGCAACAAUCUGGGUCCUCAUUUUACCGACCUCAGAUGGAUGGAAGGGUGAAUCAACCUUGAAUCGGUCAGGAUUGAACUCCUGGCAGUGGGCAAAGUUAGCUUGAAAUACUGCAUUCUAACUCCGCCACCACGGCUCUUAUAUAUUUGGUCUACAGAAGAGAUGACUGAAGAGAAGCACAUGAUAAUGUUCAAAUACUUGAUGGACUGUGACACAGAAGGAAGUGAUUCCUUAAUGCCCAAGAGGGCAAGGUCCAGAACCAUUGGAUUAAAACACAAGGAAAACUAUAUGUAAGGAAGAAAUUCUGACUAUUACCCAGUGGAAUGCCUUCAAGAGAGGGGGUGAUCUCUCCUUCAAAUUAAGGUUGAAUAGUCAUCUGCCCGCAUGGCUCCCGCACUUAACAGAGGGAUGGGCUAGAUUCUAAGGUCUCUUCCAACUCUCUAAUUCUAUGAAAACACAUUUCUCUUAGUAUUCUGAUUUUGCAAGAUAACUUCCUUGAUCUGAAAAAGUGAUAUGGUUUGCUUAUUAAAUAAACUUAGUACUCAUCGGUGUGUAUGCAGAAUAAAACUGUCUGCUCUCUAGGGUUUUCUCAUCAAUAAAUGACCUCAGGUUCCUCAAUGGGCCAACAUUUUAGGAUAUUUACAGGAUAUCCUAAAUAUUUAGGAUAUUUAGUGUUUUUGUAUGGCUGCCUUGUGCAAUGUAAUCAUGGGCACCAGCUGGAAUGUGGAAAUGACUUCUCUCUUGCAUCAGCAUCAUUUACAUGUAACAGAAAUUAUACUGGAGAGGCUAAAGUGAGCUUUUACAGCAGCACCUCCCUCAAAAAAUAUGCCCAGAACAGGGUUGUCACUUAGCCAGGAAAGAGCAUUACUCUAAUACAGCAGCCUUAACUGGAUUGGGAUUUAUUGAUUAAUCCCAAUUGCCUCUAUUUGUGCAACACAGUGAGCCAAUCAUAUUUUACCAUUGUGCAGGAAUCUCUAAGCUUUUAUAGGAUUAAUUAUGAGGACAAGUUUGGUAUUGUGGUUAAAGGCUGGAAACCUGGAGACUGUGAAUUCCAGUCCUGUCUUAGGCAUUAAAGCUAGCUGCGUGACUUUGGGUCAACCACCCUCUCUCAGCCCUAGGAAGUAGGCACUGGCAAAACGCUUCUGAAAUCUUGCCAAGAAAACUACAAGGACUAAUCUUGCCAGGAAUCAACAUUGACUUGAAGACAUAGAUCCAACAGAAUAUAUAAUGGCACAUUUGGAAAUGAUAAUUUAAGAACUUCUAUGCAUAACAUGCUGGCCAUGAGAAACAUAAGCACCUACAAAACACUGAUUUACUAGACUUCUGUCUAAAUUUUGACUCCCCCCAUCCAUGCUUCCCACCUGUUUACCUUUGCUGUUUUCCUAGACAAGUGUAUACAUUUCUAGCCAAAGGAUUCAACUGGAGCCAUACAUCUAGAAACCUCUUACAAAGAAACUUGAUGCUGAAGAUUGGCAGUUGGGAACCUUAUUUCAAAAAUUAUUUCAAAAAUUUUAAAAAAAAGUCAGAUAAAGCAGGAAACUAAAGAAAUUGUCUGCAGGCACACUGGCUCCCCAGGUCACUAAUGCUAGAAAUAUCUAGGACAGUGGUUCUCAAUCAGUGGUCCACGGAAAAAAAGGAUGAGAACCACUGAUCUAGGAUAUUGUGCUCUUCCAGCCAAUGAUCUAAGAGUGCCUGUCUUUUUAAUAGCAGUUUAAAAGAAUUGAGAAGGCUGCAAGUUAGUUGGCAUCUUGUCACCACCUCCUACAAAUUGAGCUGCUAUUAGAGGCAGGUACCAGAGCCAGCAAAUCUCUCCCAGAGCUGUGGGCCAUCUUACAGCUCAACAGGAUGCAUGCAAAGGAUGCUCUGUAGGAGAGCCAGUUCAAUCAAUACCAACAUGUUUCGUGAGGAUCAGAAGCAGAAGACUAAAAUCAGCCUUAAUCUUUUGCUUUAACUGCACCAGCAUCUGAAAUAGGGCUACUGAGGACUUCAAAAGGAGGAUUAAUAGGAGUUAAGACUGAGUUAAGACAUUUUAGUAAUUAGAGAUGUUCCUACAAUUUGGCUAGAGGCAUAUCUUCUAUAUUAUCUAUUCUGAUUCAUAAACCUACUCAAAAUUAAUUUCACAUAUUCUGAAUGGGUAGAUUCUGAUCGGGUACAUCCUGAACAUGUGCAACUGCCUCUGACUUCUUUGCCAAGCUAUUGAACUUUAGGAUGAACUAGUUAAACAGAAUUAGGAAAUUUAGAAUUAUGGCUUGGAAUGCUAGUCAAAAAUGUUAUAGUAUUAUUAAAAUAUAAAAAACAAUACAAAAAUAAAACAAACUAAACAAUACUACAAAAACGUCCAUUGACAAAACAAAACCAACAUAUACCUAAAUUGUCCCCCUUGGUUGAAUGCUGAUAAAUGCAUUUCAAAGAUAAUAACUCCUCUUCUCUUUAUUCUCUUUUGAAUAAAAGAAAAAUAGAGAGGAAAAAAAAGUGUUACAAUAUUGCUAAUAUUAAUUCAGGGAAGCUACUAAUUUGUGGACUAUUGGGGUUGAAUUCAGUUCCAAAGGUAACACAAGGCAACUCAGAAACUCUGCACAAUGGCUUACCCAUUUCAAUAGAACCAGGUUAAUAAGAGAAGAUGGAGUACACUGGGAAGGAACCAGAGAUCCUCACUACAGUGACUAUGGCCACUUGUACAGUAACCUUCUCCAAUUUGAUAUCCUCCAGAAAAACAGCAGUAGGGAAAGCUGAGUGGUGGUUUUCAAAACUGAUAAAGUAUCUGAUAAGCAUACCAUGUAGAAUUAAGUCUAAAAUGGUAUUCUUUGGGUGUUUGGGAUUGUACAGGUAGUCUUCAACAGUUCAUUUAGUGACUGUUCAAGGAUACAACAGCACUGAAAAAA
Molecule: messenger RNA, 4656 nt
Organism: Crotalus tigris (Tiger rattlesnake)
Lineage: Eukaryota; Metazoa; Chordata; Lepidosauria; Squamata; Viperidae
Gene: TP53TG5
Product: TP53 target 5
Exons: 5
Coding region: 100-675 (191 amino acids)
Source: RefSeq, a predicted model, not a curated record